CUAUUCAGCGGGACUCCUCCCCAAUGCAGCCCGAGCAGAUCGCUCUUCCUGCGGUGUGACAGCAGCAGCGGCGGCGGCGGCGGUGGCGCAUUGUACGCUUUUAUCCUUUAUUUGACUCUUUUCUUUCUACACUGAGCUAAUCAACACAAACUCAUCUGAUCAUCUCCUUCUGGAAGAACUGCAGGACGCGGCGGCUUGUCUAAAAUGGCCAACAGAGACGAUGAAUACGAUUUCUUGUUCAAAGUCGUUCUCAUCGGAGAUUCAGGCGUUGGGAAGAGUAACCUGCUGUCGAGAUUCACACGAAACGAGUUUAACCUGGAGAGCAAGAGCACGAUAGGAGUGGAGUUCGCCACCAGGAGCAUUCAGGUGGAUGGAAAGACCAUAAAAGCACAGAUCUGGGAUACGGCUGGACAGGAGCGAUACAGAGCCAUCACCUCUGCAUAUUAUCGUGGAGCAGUCGGUGCGCUGCUGGUGUACGACAUCGCCAAACACCUUACCUAUGAGAACGUGGAGCGCUGGCUGAAAGAGCUGCGAGAUCACGCUGACAACAACAUCGUCAUCAUGCUGGUUGGGAAUAAGAGUGACCUGCGGCACCUGAGGGCCGUGCCCACCGAUGAGGCCCGCGCUUUCGCAGAGAAGAAUAACCUGUCAUUCAUCGAGACGUCAGCUCUGGACUCAACUAAUGUUGAAGAGGCCUUCAAAAACAUCCUAACAGAAAUCUACCGUAUCGUAUCACAGAAGCAGAUAGCGGAGCGGUCGGCCCAUGACGAGUCUCCCGGAAAUAACGUUGUGGACAUCAGUGUCCCGCCCACCACAGACGGACAGAAGAGCAACAAACUGCAGUGCUGCCAAAACCUGUAACCACGUCGACCAGCCCUCACCUGUCAGUCAUCUCCGGGUCCCUCAUCACGUCCCGCCGCUCAUCUUCUCACUUUUAUUUCUGUAAUAUAUACAUGUAUAAAUAUAUUUGUUUUUUGACCACACACACACAGUAUCUAACUGCGCUGACAGUGCUUUACUUUAAUAAAGUCCAAAUCAGGUUUUUCUGUGUGAAUGCAACGGAAUAUUCCACAAUACUACACAGAUUAAAAUGAACCCUUUUUAUUCUCCUAAAACAUCUGGUAAAUCUGGUGUGCUUGUCAUGUUUUACUCUAAUUAAAAGUCUUUGUUUUUUCA
This is a messenger RNA of Danio rerio (zebrafish), 1176 nucleotides long. It is a transcript of the gene rab11bb, whose product is annotated as RAB11B, member RAS oncogene family, b. The record is from RefSeq and is marked provisional. Gene Ontology annotation, cellular component: recycling endosome membrane; phagocytic vesicle membrane. Gene Ontology annotation, molecular function: GTP binding; GTPase activity; G protein activity. NCBI's taxonomy places the organism in Eukaryota, Metazoa, Chordata, Actinopteri, Cypriniformes, Danionidae.